Messenger RNA from Pyrenophora tritici-repentis Pt-1C-BFP, 1020 nucleotides. The record is from RefSeq and is a predicted model, not a curated record. Lineage: Eukaryota; Fungi; Ascomycota; Dothideomycetes; Pleosporales; Pleosporaceae.
AUGACGAUCCCGGCACCAAACUCCGAUUAUCAGACAGGCUGGUCCGAGCCUGAGUUUGUCCAAAAUCCCUACCUGCAGGUGCACGGUUUGGCGCCUGGGCUGCAUUAUGGUCAGCAAGUCUAUGAGGGACUACAAGCACGGCGAACGCAGGACAACAACAUACUCAUUUUCCGCGCCGAAGCGAACGCGAAGCGCAUGCAGCGGUCGGCGGAAGCCGUCUCCAUGCCCAGCGUGUCAGAAGAGCUUUUCCUCAAGGCUGUCCACCUGGCUGUAGCACGGAACGCCGAGUUCGUCCCACCUGCCGACUUCGCAGGAAGCCUGUACAUCAGGCCCUUUCAGUUCGGGUCAGGUUGCCAAAUUGGGCUGGAGCCGCCAGACGAGUUCAUAUUCUGCGUCUUCGUGCAGCCGCACAUUGCCUUCCACGGCCAUGGGACGCUGCGGGCACUGGUAUCCGAAGACUUUGACCGGGCGGCCACGCGCGGCACAGGAGCCGUCAAGGUCGGCGGCAACUACGCGCCUGUCAUGAAGUGGUCGAGGGAAGCGCGGAAGCCAGAGAACGGCGGCUGGGGCGUGCUGCUGCAUGUUGACAGCAAGACGCAGACGUUUAUUGAUGAGUUUAGCACCUCGGGCUUCAUUGCCUUCGAGCGCGCGAUAGAUGAGAGCACCCAGCUCGAACGCACGACGGUGGUGGUGGCGGAUAGCCCGGCUGCCAUUGAGAGCAUCACGGCCGUGACGGUUUCGGAGCUGGCAUCAUCAUUUGGGUGGGAAGUCGUCAAGCGGCAGGUGAGACUGGACGAGCUCGCGAGCUUUAGCGAGGUGCUUGCAGUGGGUACGGCUGCCGGGCUGGUGUCGGUUUCAGCGAUCCGGCACCAGUCCACAGAUCGCGAUUUUAGCUUCGUUGAAAACGGGCCCUGCUACCAAAAGCUAUCGAGCACGCUGAAGGACAUUCAGCAUGGCAGGGUAGCGGAUACCUUUGGGUGGUGCGCGCCUCUUCGGUUUGAGGAAUUUGUAGCUACAUAG